AUGGACCCAGACAGGAGUGGAGGAGGCUCAAGGGAGCCAGAACUCAGAAUUGUCCUUGUGGGGAAAACAGGAGCUGGGAAAAGUGCAACAGGAAACACCCUCCUGGGCAGGAGAGAGUUUGAGUCCAAGGCUUCAGGAGGGUCAGUCACCAAGGUCUGCAAGAAAGCCAGAACCAGAUGGAAAGGGAGGGACAUUGCUGUUGUUGAUACUCCAGGCAUUUUUGACACUGAGACUGAGGAGAAAAAAAAUUUGGAAGAAAUAGCUCGCUUCAUGACAGUAUCCUCUCCAGGCCCACAUGCAAUACUCCUGGUGUUGAAAGUGGGUCCUUUCACCCAGGAGGAGAAGGCAGCCAUUGAACGGCUUUAUCUUAUUCUUGGAGCAGAAGCAGUGAAGUUUCUAAUCAUUUUAUUCACUCGUAAAGAAGACCUGGGAGAAGAAAGUGUAGGGGAGUAUGUAAGAACCAUUGAUGACUCUUAUUUCAAGGAGCUGUUGGAGAAGUGUGAAAACCGAUGCUGUGCAUUUAACAAUAAAGCUAGUGGAGUCCAGAGAGAUGCCCAAGUUUCAGAGCUUAUGGCCAUGAUUGGGGAGAUGGUGCAAGCUAACGGAGGUACCCACUACACCAACGACACAUAUAAAUCUGUGGAAGAUAUCCUCCAGAAGAACACAGAGGGUCGUCAACAACACUACAAGGAGCAGUUUGAGUGGGAGAGAGAAAAAUUGGAACGGAAAUAUAAGAAGGUGUUUGAAGAAUUGAAGAAGGAAAAAGAAGAGUUCAAAAAGGAAAAAGAACAGGAAAAAAGGGGAAGAGAAGAAUGGGAGAAGAAAAAGAAGUUCUAUGAGCAUAUGAAGAAAAAAGAGGAAGAAGACGCAAGGAAGAAGUAUGAGGAAAAUUGUGAACAUGCCCGAAGUGAGGCUGAGAAUGAUGAGAGUACAGUUGGGAUAGUUUUAAAGUUGCUACAGGUUCUACUACCUGUGUUGGUUUUUGGGGCUCAAAUUUUAAAGAAGCUCCUUUGA
Messenger RNA from Trichosurus vulpecula (common brushtail), 1014 nucleotides. Its product is annotated as GTPase IMAP family member 4-like. The record is from RefSeq and is a predicted model, not a curated record. Lineage: Eukaryota; Metazoa; Chordata; Mammalia; Diprotodontia; Phalangeridae. The coding region runs from base 1 to 1014 and encodes 337 amino acids. Gene Ontology annotation, molecular function: GTP binding. The transcript is spliced from 2 exons.